Medicago truncatula (barrel medic) is the source of this 1500-nucleotide messenger RNA. Its product is annotated as caffeoylshikimate esterase. The coding region runs from base 305 to 1345 and encodes 346 amino acids. NCBI's taxonomy places the organism in Eukaryota, Viridiplantae, Streptophyta, Magnoliopsida, Fabales, Fabaceae. The record is from RefSeq and is a predicted model, not a curated record. The transcript has 8 exons.
AGUUUUCGGAUCCUCUUUGUUUGUUUAUGAAAAACAAACUAAUGAUUAAUAUAAAUAUCAUAACCUACGAAGCUUCAUAGAUUCCACCUUCUAGUUUUUUUUGGCACAUUUCAUAAUCUAAAACAAAUAUUCUUUUCACAUUAACUUUUUUUAUAUAUUUUUUUCACGUGGUGUAUGAGAUUUAGUUUCAUUUGAUUUUGGUUUCUGGGCCAUUAAAACAAAGCAAAUCAAAGUGUUUAGAAUUGUGUAGAAUUCAAGGGUGAGAGAGAAAAAGAAAGGUGAAGGUAUAAAAAAUUUAUCAAGGAUGAAGAGGUUACCAGGUGUUGAUAAUGAAUUGCAGAAGAAAUUGGAUGCAAAAAUGGAUGAAGUUCCUGCUAGAAGACAAGCUCGUGAGGCUUUUAAGGAUAUUCAGCUUGGUAUUGACCAUAUAUUAUUUAAGACUCCAUGUGAUGGAUUAGAGAUGAAAGAGUCUUAUGAGGUGAACUCAAAAGGGAUUGAGAUCUUUUGGAAAAGUUGGCUUCCUAAGGAAUCUAAGCCAAAAGCAGCAGUAUUUUUCUGUCAUGGAUAUGGAGACACUUGCACUUUUUUCUUUGAAGGAAUAGCUAGAAAACUUGCAUCAUGUGGAUAUGGAGUUUUUGCUAUGGAUUAUCCAGGAUUUGGUCUUUCAGAAGGUCUUCAUGGCUAUAUUACUAGUUUUGAUCAGCUUGUUGACGAUGUCAUUGAGCAGUACUCCAAAAUCAAAGAAAAUCCGGAGUUCAAGUCUCUUCCAUGCUUUCUUUUCGGCGAAUCUAUGGGCGGAGCUGUUGCGUUGAAGACACACUUCAAACAACCUAAAGCAUGGAAUGGUGCAAUUCUUUGUGCACCAAUGUGUAAAAUUUCAGAGAAAAUGGUUCCACCAAAGUUGGUUGUAAAAAUGCUAAUUGCUAUGUCCAAUGUUCUUCCAAAGAAUAAGAUGGUCCCGACAAAUGAUAUAGGAGAUGCAGCAUUCAAAGAUCCAAAGAAGAGGGAACAGACACACUAUAAUGUUAUUAGUUACAAGGAUAAACCGCGCCUGCGGACUGCUGUAGAACUGCUUAAAACUACUGAAGAAAUCGAACAAAAAUUGGAAGAAGUGACUCUACCAUUAUUCAUUCUUCAUGGAGAAGCUGACACAGUGACUGAUCCAUCAGUGAGCAAAGCAUUGUAUGAAAAAGCAAGCUCUUCAGACAAGAAACUUGAGCUUUACAAAGAUGCUCAACAUGCCCUAAUUGAGGGUGAGUCUGAUGAAACAAUUACUCAAAUUCUUGGUGACAUCAUUUCUUGGCUUGAUGAACAUAGCUUGAAACAUAAUAUUGAAACUUCCUAGUUAAGAAAGAAACAAACACAAUCAAUCUUGUUCUUUUACAAUAUUUUUUUGUUACAUGAUCAAAGUCAUGUUGUAUAUGAAUAAAUAUAUAACGUUUAUUCUUUAUUACAUAUAUGAAAAAAAAAGGUUAAGUUAUACCUUAUGUUUAAAUUUCA